Emericellopsis atlantica is the source of this 1868-nucleotide messenger RNA. RefSeq names its product 60Kd inner membrane protein-domain-containing protein. The transcript has 3 exons. Gene Ontology annotation, molecular function: membrane insertase activity. Gene Ontology annotation, biological process: mitochondrial respiratory chain complex IV assembly; protein insertion into mitochondrial inner membrane from matrix. Lineage: Eukaryota; Fungi; Ascomycota; Sordariomycetes; Hypocreales; Bionectriaceae. Gene Ontology annotation, cellular component: mitochondrial inner membrane. The record is from RefSeq and is a predicted model, not a curated record. The coding region runs from base 246 to 1676 and encodes 476 amino acids.
CAGCACACAUAGAACAGUAAAUAUGGCAAGGUCUGCAAUGUAUUAUCAUGCCGUUCUCUCAUGACCCAAAGAUGCAACAAGCACUCGUGGUACGUAGGAGUAUCGAGUGAUGGCGCCCCGGUUCGGCGUUGAGAAAAGUGGAUCCACGAAUUUCCAUCGCGUCCAACGUCCGACUUUGAAAAAUCCCCGUCCUCAAGCGCAACCCUUUGAAAUCGUAUCUAUCUCCUUUCCACAGGAUCGCCACAAUGCUUCCAAGUCGAGGCAUGUUGCGCUCGUCCGGGGCCCAGCGACAGUUUCUCGUCAAAGCCGCCAGCCAUGGUCGCGGCUUUGGUACGUUGCGACCCGCCGUCCACGGUUCGAGGUCCAGUCCUCUCGCGACACUGAGGUCAAAGACGGUCGCUCCGUUUGCCCUGGACUCAGCAGCCUCCGCUCGUCACCUCUCUCUCUGGGGCUACGGCACCAAAAAGUCGGAAGCCGCGCCGUCCACGAACCCGAUCGAGUCCUCCGCCGCCGAGUCCGGGAAGACGCUCGCUUCCGAGGCGAAUGCGCAGUCUGUGCCGGUUGAUGCCACCCCUGCGUCGUCGACGACCUCGCCACCCGCCGACCUGUCUGCCAUCAGCGACAUUGUGAACGAGUCUACCACCAGCAGCACCGGCUACGAGAUCCUCUCGCGCUCCCAGGACUACAUUGGCUACCUGCACGAUCUGGGCCUGAACUAUGGCUGGGGCUUCACCUCCAGCAUGCAAUGGGUCAUUGAGCACAUCCACGUCUGGAGCGGUCUGCCCUGGGGCCUGUCCAUCAUGGGCGCGGCCGUCGCCUUGCGCGUGGUCAUGUUCUACCCCAUGAUCAAGAGCACUGCCUUUGCUGCGCGCACAAGACGGAUGCAGGAGGACCCCAGGCACGAGAAGAUCAAGGAGCUGAUGAAACCCGGCGUCAUGUCGGACCCCGUAAAAACCCAACAGAUCAGGGCCGUCCAGGGCGUCCUGAGGCAGGAGUACAAUGCUCCGGCCAGCGGCAUGCUGUGGGGAUUCCUCCCCAUCCCAUUCUCGUUCGGCUUGUUCCGAGCUGUGUCGGGCAUGACCAACCUGCCCGUGCCCGGGUGGGAGUCUGCUGGCUACCUCUGGUUCCAAGACUUGACAGCCACUGACCCCUACUUUAUCUUGCCGAUUAUCACCGCCGGCCUGAUGUCUAUGACAAUGCGCGUGAACCGCAAAAACACGGCGGUGUCACAGCGCGCCACCAUGGACAAGAUUGGCUGGGUACUUUUCCCCGUCAUCGUCUUUGCGACCUGCUGGUUGUCCGCGGCCGUUAACCUCAUGGGCGUUGCCUUUGGCGGUGCCACCCUUGCCGCGAGCGCCCUCCUCAACAUGAACACGGUCCGGCGGCUGUUCCGUAUCCCGCUCGCCUACGAAGACACCCCCACGAAGCCGGUGGCAAAGUACACGGCCCCUCGUGACCCCAAUGCUCCUGUCGCUGUCGAGAAGACGGGCACUCAGUCGAUCCGCGCCGGCUUCGACAACCUGGUGAAGUCUGUCAAGGAGCAGGGCAGCAGCAUUAUGCCGACAGGGCAGAAGAAGGACCAGGAGGAGAAGGCCCGGAAGCAGAGGAUCGAGAAGGCGGAGGAGAUGGCUGCGGCGCAAAGGGAGCGGGAUUUCAUCAACAAAUACAAGAAAUGAACGAUGCCCGGCAGUUAUAUGUACAUAUCGAUCGAUAGAGAGAGGGAGCUGGCACGAGUAGUGUAUAGUAGGUCAGGAUCGGCGUUCGUACAUUAAUGAUCGUGAUCUCAUUCCGGAGUGCAGAGGCCAUCUACUUCAGGGUAUAGACGUGCUGGUCCUAAAUUCGUAACUCAUGCCUGGCAGAGAGCAAUU